This is a messenger RNA of Schistosoma turkestanicum, 4122 nucleotides long. The record is from the annotation of a GenBank genome assembly. Lineage: Eukaryota; Metazoa; Platyhelminthes; Trematoda; Strigeidida; Schistosomatidae.
AGAGACUGUGAUUGGUGACUGGGGUUGUUAAUGAAUUUAUUAUCUAACAGCAAAUAAAAUAAUUACAUGAUGAAUCGAGAGGAUGAGUUCUCAUCACUCGUCACCCAAGCGCGUUUAAAGUGCGAAGAGGGGAAUUUUCAUGAGUCACUUAAACUUUGUCAGGACGCCUACUCACUAAAUCCUUCUUCUAGUCUUAUGAGAAAAAUUAUUCGCCUUCAAAACUUGAUUAGCGAAGAUACCAAAGAAAAUAUUCUACUGGUUCCCAAACAAUCUGGAAGUCCCUUAAAAGAAAAUACUAAGAAGUGUAUAUCGUCUGGCAAUACAACUGAGGGCAUUGAUCUUCCGAAGGAGGCGUAUCUAUAUGUCCCGUCAGAUGAAGUCGAAUCAAAGAUUGGGCAAAUUGAACAGGCAUAUCCUACAGAUCUCACUAUUUCUACUUCAAACACGAAAGAGACUUCAAAGGAAAUGAAGCUUUCUGAUGAUACUCAGUCUACUCUAGUUGACAAAGCGAAAGUGUUAUACCAAUCUGGAGACUAUGUUGAAUGCCUUCGUCUUCUUAAAAGAGCCUACAACCUUAAGCACUGUGACAAAAUAAAGCGGAAAAUGGAAAGGAUCGAAAAUUACUUGAGAGAAAACGGUAUUCCUUUUGAUAACUACGAUCAUAAGUUGCACACUAAUGUUACUGAAGUUGAUCAUGAUAAUAAAAAGGAACUUGCUGAACUCACCGACGAUUUGGUCGAAGUUGCUGACGGAUUUAGUGUUCCAAAAUUGUUAUAUGAUAAAUUGUAUGAUUAUCAAAAGUAUGGUGUUAAAUGGUUAUGGAGCUUACAUCAGAAAAAUUCUGGCGGUAUAUUAGCUGAUGAUAUGGGUUUAGGUAAAACAGUUCAGGUUAUUGCUUUUCUCUCUGGCCUAUUUGUAUCCAGUAAAUUUUGUUGUACAGUAUUGGUUGUAAUGCCAGUCAGUGUUUUAGUUACUUGGGAAGCUGAAUUAAAACGAUGGGCACCAGGACUUCGUGUGGUAAUUUUUCAUGAUAACAGUCGAACGGAUCGUCUUAAAAGUUUAGUAUCAAUUCAACGACAUGGUGGUAUUUUACUUACAACAUAUGGAACACUAGUUUCUAGUAUAAAAGAUUUGUCAACUGAUUUAAAUGCAAAUCCUGAAUUCCUACGAUCAUAUAAAAAACAAAAAUCCACUGAUGGUGAUUCCAAUGAUAUUCUUGCUAGAAUGGGUAAAGAAUUUCACUGGACUUAUUUAAUAUUAGAUGAAGGGCACAAAGUGAAGAAUUCAUCUGCUAAGACAACUAAAGCAGCUCAAGCAAUUUAUGCAGAUCAUUGUAUUCUUUUAACUGGAACUGCUGUUCAAAAUAAUCUCAAGGAAUUAUGGUCUCUUUAUAAUGUAACUCAUCGUGGUCGACUUUUAGGUACACAAAAAACAUUUUCUAUUGAAUAUGAUAAACCAAUAACUCGUGGACGCGAAAAAGAUGCUACUCGUGCUGAAAAAGUACACGGUCAAUUAAUGGCUGAAAGUCUACGACGAAUAAUAGAUCCGUAUUUCUUAAGACGUACAAAAUCGGAAGUUUUAUCUCAAAAAUAUAAUACAAAUUCAAUGGUACUUAUGAAAAAUAAAAUGCCACGUAAAACAGAAAUUGUAAUAUGGAUUUAUCUAAGUUCCAUACAAGAAUCUACAUAUCGUGAUUUUUUACAACUUGAUAAUGUGAAGGAAUUAUUAAUGCAGCGUACAAAACGUUCACCAUUAAUGGAAUUGGUAAUUUUAAAGAAACUUUGUGAUCAUCCACGUCUUUUGUCUACGGAACAAUGUUUAAAUCUAAAUUUAAAUUAUGAUGGAGACAUUAAUAAAAGAGACAAUUUUCAUAUUGAUGAAAUUAUCUCACAUAAAAUACACUUUCCACCAUCAGAACAAUUGAUUAAAGAGUCUGGAAAAUUUUUAUUUUUACAUUGUUUAAUGAAAAAGUUUUUGCUUGAAUUACAAUUGAAUCCACAGAGAGAUUCACCGCGAACGUUAAUAUUUUCACAAAGUAUAAAAUUUCUUGAUAUGGCUGAAAAAGUUAUUUUAGAUAUUAAAUGUCCUGUUAAUAAUAAUAAUGAUAAUAUAGAUUGUCCUACACAACAUCGUAUUCUACGAUUAGAUGGUCGUACUGCAAAAGUAUGUGAUCGUGUCAGUAUAAUUAACAAAUUUCAAAAUGACAAAUCUUAUACAGUUAUGCUAUUAACUACUCAGGUUGGUGGUGUUGGAUUAACAAUUACAGCAGGUAAUCGUGUUAUCAUUCUCGAUCCAAGUUGGAAUCCAGCUGUUGACUCACAAGCUGUAGAUCGCGCAUAUAGAAUUGGUCAAAAGUUAGAUGUAGUUGUUUAUCGAUUGAUUACUUGUGCUACUGUUGAAGAAAAGAUUUAUCGUCGUCAAAUAUUCAAAGAUUCCGUAAUUCGCCAGACAACUUCGACUGGUCAGAACAAAACAGACUUAGAUCCAUAUCGGUAUUUCAGUCGUCAAGAACUGGUUGAAUUAUUUAGUCUGGGAGACACACGUAUUUCGGAAACUAAACGUCAACUAGAUAUGCUACAUGAUGGUUCAGACAGGUGGUCUGACAAUUCUAUUAGCCCACAUUUAAAAUUUCUCAGUAGUGAUGCGCUAAAGCAUGUUAUAUAUGGAUUAUCAUUUCAUGAUUUAAUGUUUAGUAAAGAAUCUGUUAAUGAGGGAGCUAUCGAUACAGAUCAUGAAAGAUUAUACGUUAUGAAUCGUUGUGUUGCAGCUGAACGUGCUAUAGCUGAAGAAUGUGUUACUGAAGGAAGAGUUAUUGGUCACGAAACGGCACAAACAGAAAAUAAUGUUAGAUCAUUACCAACACAUUUAGCAAAUCUUAAUUUACAAAAUGAACUACCAUCUUCCAGUUACCACAAUCGUGAAAAUCAUUUUGCUAAUCAUGUACCACUGAAUCAAUUAUUCAAGCCUUCUCACUCUGACACUCAUAGACCAAUGUUUAAUAGACCAGUAACAUCAUUUAACAAGCCAAACACUAACAUAAUCCAUGCUUCAUCUAACACUGAACAUCUUAGUGAAAAUAAGAUUCACAAUUCAAAUGCGCCUUUGGUUUCUACUACUGCUAAUCAUCAAUUAAUUGAUCAGAGUAGUCCUGCAGAUAUAAACAGCGUUAAUAGACCCCUCUCGCCAAGUGUGGAACAUCGUCUGUCACAAGAUGUUAUGGAAGUACAGCAGGAAUCGGUUAACAGAUCUCUGGAAAUCAGGAAUCAAUCCUCCUAUAGUCUAUCAGAUGAUGAUUACCUUGAUAAAUCUUCUGGUUCACCAGCUGCCAAUGCAGAAUGUAUUACCAUUGAAGAUUCAAUUGCACAAAGUUUACAUGAAAUGAGUAUCACUCAGAAAACUCCAUUAAAAUCUUAUGAUAAUGAGAAAAUUAGCAGAGAUUCGAAUAUUUUAAAAACUCCACUUGAUCAUUUCCGAUCUUCAUUGAAUGCAAAGUCAUCAUUUACUCCAUUCAAUUCAAAUUUCUGUCGUUCUACUCCAUUAUCUUCAAAGAAGCCAACAAAGAUUCCUCCAUAUGAACACUUUGAACAAGAUGGAAAGGAAUUAAACGAAGAUCUCGUUAGUGUCAAAUCACCAACAAAUUCUGAUCCUGCUCAGAAUUACAUACAUAUGGAUAUUAGUGUGGAUAUAAACGAGGAUGAUUUAGCUAACUCAGUGCAUAUGAAGUCAAUUCAACAGGUACUUGCAAAAUCUGGUAUUUUGAAUACUUCUAAUCCAAACAAAAUGAAUGAAAUCGAAGGAGAAAUUCAAAAAUCUCCUACCCAGGAGGAAAUGAAUUCAAUUUCAAAAGAAAACGAUUUCACUGAAUCUUUAAGCAAUUCUAACGAUGUCAUGGACUCCUACAUAAGUCAUCAGUCUGUUGAGAGAACACAUAUUGACGAUACUGAUAUUAUUGAGUCGAGUUUUUAAAGACAUUUUUAACUUGAUUUUAAAACAUGUAAAUAGUGCUGUCAGUUUAUUUUUAGUAUUAAGUUUCUUUUCUUUUAUCUAAAUCUUCUUUAAAAUUCUGUUGAGAUUGUAAUUGUAAGUAAAAAGUAUUCGAAUGAAUAGAAAAUAGAAUUUCUG